Molecule: messenger RNA, 2845 nt
Organism: Bacillus rossius redtenbacheri
Lineage: Eukaryota; Metazoa; Arthropoda; Insecta; Phasmatodea; Bacillidae
Product: phosphoenolpyruvate carboxykinase [GTP], mitochondrial-like
Exons: 12
Coding region: 148-2082 (644 amino acids)
Biological process (GO): response to starvation; cellular response to glucose stimulus; gluconeogenesis
Cellular component (GO): cytosol
Molecular function (GO): phosphoenolpyruvate carboxykinase (GTP) activity; manganese ion binding; GTP binding
Source: RefSeq, a predicted model, not a curated record
CGCGGCCGGAGUUCGGCGGAAACGGCCGAGCGGCCCCGAGCGGCCACGAAGCAGCUGGACCGGGGGAGAGAGAGACAGAAGAGGCGAGUGGCAGGGCCGGAUCAAGUCGUGAGGCGAGAGCGCGCGGCUGCACGGCUGGCUGCUGCCAUGGCGAGGAUGCUGGUGCUACUGUCCCGCGGCAGACAGGCGGCGUCGCAGUUCGCGAAGGCGCGGUCACAGCCGAGCUUCUGCCUGCCGCCGCGACUGUCGCGAGGACUGAGCGCUGUCGGCGCGCUGCCGCCCCAGGUGCGGCAGUUCGUGGAGCAGAGCGCCGCCACGUGUCGGCCGGACAAGGUACACGUGUGUGACGGCUCCGCCGAGGAGAACAGGCGGUUGCUAGAGCUGCUACAGCAACAAGGCACCGCGCAGCCGCUGCCCAAGUACAGCAACUGCUGGCUGGCGCGCACCGACCCGGCCGACGUGGCGCGGGUGGAGGGGCGCACCUUCGUGUGCACACCGCGCAUGCGCGACGCCGUGCCGGCAGGUGGCGCCGCGAGCGGCCAGCUGGGGAACUGGAUGUCUCCCGAGGACAUGCGCGCCGCCGUCUCGCAGCGCCUGCCCGGCUGCAUGGCAGGCCGCACCAUGUACGUGAUCCCGUUCAGCAUGGGGCCGCUGGGGUCGCCGCUGGCCAAGAUAGGCGUCGAGCUGACCGACUCGCCCUACGUGGCGUGCUCCAUGCGCGUCAUGACGCACGUCAGCGCCGCGGUGUUGGAGGCCCUGGCAAGCGGCGAGCAGUUCGUGCGCUGCCUGCACUCUGUCGGCCGGCCGGCGCAACCUCGCGCCUCGGCGCGGCGCGGCUGGCCCUGCGACCCGGAGCGCACCAUCAUCCUGCACAAGCCUGACUCCAACGAGAUCGUGUCAUACGGCAGCGGCUACGGAGGCAACUCUCUGCUGGGCAAGAAGUGUCUGGCGCUGCGCCUCGGCUCGUGCAUGGCCCGGCGGGAGGGCUGGCUGGCGGAGCACAUGCUGAUCCUCGGCAUCACGACCCCCGCCGGCAGGAAGCGCUACGUGGCCGCCGCCUUCCCCUCGGCCUGUGGCAAGACGAACCUGGCCAUGAUGCAGCCGUCGCUGCCCGGCUACAAGGUGGAGUGCGUGGGCGACGACAUCGCGUGGAUGCGCUUCGACGAGCAGGGCCGGCUGCGCGCCAUCAACCCGGAGCGGGGCUUCUUCGGCGUCGCCCCAGGCACGUCGAGCAGCACCAACCCCAACGCCAUGAGGACCAUCUUCAGCAACACGCUGUUCACCAACGUGGCGGCCACGAGCGACGGCGGGGUGUUCUGGGAGGGCCUGGAGUCGGAGCUGCCUGAGGGGGUCGCGGUCACCGACUGGCUGGGCCAGCCGUGGGAGAGGGGCAGCGGCCGCCCCGCGGCGCACCCCAACUCCAGGUUCUGCACGCCGGCGGAGCAGUGCCCCAUCAUCGACCCGGUGUGGCAGGCGCCCGAAGGCGUGCCCAUCGACGCCAUCUUGUUCGGGGGACGGCGGCCGGAGGGCGUGCCGCUGGUGUACGAGGCGCUCAGCUGGCGCCACGGGGUGUUCGUGGGGGCCGCCAUGAGGUCCGAGGCCACGGCCGCGGCGGAGCACAAGGGCAAAGUGAUCAUGCACGAUCCGUUUGCGAUGCGGCCAUUCUUCGGAUACAACUUCGGCCAGUACCUGGCCCACUGGUGCAGCAUGGAGCGUAGGGGCGGGUCCAAGAUGCCGAAGAUCUUCCACGUCAACUGGUUCAGGAAGGACAGCCAGGGCCGGUUCCUGUGGCCCGGCUACGGCGAGAACUGCCGGGUGCUGGACUGGGUGCUGAGGAGGGUGGAGGGGGAGGACAUCGCCCUCGGCUCUGCGGUCGGCCUGCUGCCCAAGCCCGGGUCGCUGCGGCUGGACGGCCUCCGGGAGACCCCGGACCUGCAGCAGCUCUUCAGUCUGCCCAAGAGCUUCUGGGCGCAGGAGGUGGAAGACAUUGGAAGGUACUUCGAGCAGCAAGUGGGAGAGGACCUUCCAGGGGAGAUCAGCGAAGAACUGCAAGCCCUGAGGCAAAGGAUCGCCCAAAUGUGAUUGCCCGCCGCCGUUUUAAUUUUUGGACUUAUUUUACGUAAACAUUAAAUGUGUACAACAUGCGAAGUACACGUUGUAACUGUUCUGUCCUUGAAGAAGACUGUGUUGCUCUUUUAACUAUUGACUGCCUGCGAGAUUAGUGGUAACAAAACCUUUCGAGGUUCACCAGCGAAAUUUUUGACUUGUGUAUGUACAAAAUACGUUUUACAACACGCUUCUAGCUUUGCUAUAAUGUAAAAGAUUCAACUGCUUCAAUUUUUGGAAAUUCAAUCAUGGGUUGUAUGUAAACAGUACAAACGAUUAUUAUUGUCGCUGGUGAAAAUGAGCGAAGUCGAGUUUAGAACAUGAAGUACUAACUUCCCAUCACAGUCCGUUUGGCGGGAACAAAUUAUUUCAGAAUAGUUGAACUAUAAGUUUUUAAGGGUAACUGAUAUUGCUAAACUGAUUUAUUUGGAUACUGCAUUUUGUGUUGAUGAAGCAUUCGACUAAGUUGCAGUUCAUCAGGAAAGUAGUCAAGCUAAAAUGUUCUAUGAAUUGCUGUUUGCCCUAUCAAAGACAGGAAGAUUUUGUAUUUUUCUUCAAAUCUGCCAAAGGCAUAAAAACGUACUCAAGAAGUGAUUCUUUUUCUUAAUGUCAGCUUUGAAAUUUUGUCAAACAAGCAAGUGAUAAAUGUAUGUGUUGUGUAUGUGUAUACAUAAAUAUUGAUUUCUUAUGCUACGGUAUUUUAUAAUUAAAAAUAAAAUUGUGUACAGUAUAUCCAAUA